Loa loa (African eye worm) is the source of this 483-nucleotide messenger RNA. RefSeq lists its product as hypothetical. The transcript has 3 exons. Lineage: Eukaryota; Metazoa; Nematoda; Chromadorea; Rhabditida; Onchocercidae. The record is from RefSeq and is a predicted model, not a curated record. Bases 1 to 483 code for a protein of 160 amino acids.
AUGAGACCCGAGAAGAUAAAACAGAUUAUUAACGCAUCCGAUUUCCUCACAGAGUUCGAGCUGAUCCUGAACGCCGAUCAAAACAUUUACGGAAAUGCUGAAGAAAGGAAACGACAAUUCAAUCGAGUAAAAUUAGUGAUUGAUCUGCGUAUGAGACAAUGCCUUUCCAUGUAUGAUCGUAUGAGAAGAAAUAUUGAGUGGAGAUUAAAAAUAUAUAAGUAUCCAUCGCCAAAGAUAGUUUUUGAAAUUACACAUUCUCAGGCCGAAAGGAUUUUUGAACCUGCCCGGUUCUUACAACGACAAUCGGCUCUAUGUAUCGUUUUCAGAGGACGUGUCCGGGGUGACUUCGGAGGAGUGGGAUGGGAUCAGCGCAAUGAUUUUCUCUAUUCGGGUUAUACAGAGGAAGUUGAUGGAAAUGGAUCAAACUUAAGCCUGCACCAGGAAAAAUCGAGAGUGAUCGAGUUCAAUGAUAGAUCUGUUUAG